Messenger RNA from Sycon ciliatum, 5614 nucleotides. RefSeq lists its product as uncharacterized. Gene Ontology annotation, biological process: regulation of apoptotic process. Lineage: Eukaryota; Metazoa; Porifera; Calcarea; Leucosolenida; Sycettidae. The coding region runs from base 172 to 4605 and encodes 1477 amino acids. The transcript is spliced from 10 exons. The record is from RefSeq and is a predicted model, not a curated record.
UCAACGGUAGGGAAGCUUGACUGCAGAAAUGAAGAAAAUAAUGCCUUACUAGAGAGAAGAGAAACUUCCUUGAGAAUUUCAAGGAAGUUGGAUGAAGGCUAGAGAGAAGAGUACUCAGUAGCGACGGGAAAGAAGUUCUGCUGGCAGAAGACUUCACAGAAAAGAAAGGCGAUGGCCGACUUUUGGUACGACGUCAUCAGGCCAAUCUAUGGAUUGCUGCACCAUAUCCGACUCGACGUUCAGGAGCACAAGCAGCUGGUUCGUGGAUUCAAGCACCCGAAAGGACUCGACCCCAACAGAGAUCCUGUCAUGGUGACGGUCACUGCAUUGCUGGAUACUGGCACGGAAGGGGGCAUGAGACUGAUUGAUGUGCUUUCCAGGAGUCCGCAGCGUUGCAACCAAUGUAUUGCUGAUUACCUCCAGAAGACAUGGGAUCUCCGUGUCCGGGCAGGUCCGGAAGCAGUCACAAAAGAUCCAUGGUGCACUUUGUUCGCCGGCGUCAAGCAUGAGAUUGCAGAGUUGCUGUCAACAGUUAGGCCAACUGUACUGCAAGGCGUCCUCAUUGAAGCCCUAGACCGCUACUCCUGUAUUUCCAGUGAGGCGUACUCAGGAUGUGCUGCAUCUCUACUGACCCAUGGUGAAGAUAAGGAGGCUGUCAAGAAGAGUUUAGAAGAAGUCAUGGAUAACAUGCUGGACAAUGGCACUGUUGCCAGUAUUUUUGGACUCUUAGCGCUGGUGCUUGGCCCAGCGGUUGUCCAACAUCUUCCACUUGGAUUUUACCAAAGAUUAUUCUCCAAACUCGGAUUCUAUGGUGUGGAUCUCAGAGCAGUUUUCAGAAAUAGAUAUAAUCAAGUGUGGCCAGUACAGGUUGGUGCGCCUGUUCAGUUCUUUUCGGAAGUUCUAAUUCAACCAGCAACCCAGCCGUUGGCCAAUCUUCCAUCAGGACAUGCAUCUGCCAUUGCUCCAUCUAGAGCUGUAUCCACACCAGGCACUGGAGUACCGUUAGCAUCUGCAUCUGAAAUGAGCUCAUCCGCAAGAGCAACAUCAAGACCUCCGUCUCAACCGGUCCCUGCUGAUUCUCAAGUCGCACUUGCUGCAUCAAUUGGACCAAGUCCAGCAGUUAAUCUCGACGCAGUACCGAAAGUCAAUCUCUGCAGCACAGAUGGAGAAUCGGAGAAGGAGACCAGACCGGAGCGGUCAACGUCAACACCACCGCCUACUGCAACAGUCUCCACUAAGCGGAGGAAACGACGAAAGGCAAAGGCAAUCAAGCUGAGAGCUACCCCACCAGAGUGCUUGCAAGGCGUGAACACUGAAGCUUAUCAGAAAGCUCUCCAGAAUGGAAAGUUUGCUAUCCCGCAUGGUCGAUUGCUGGUGUGUGGAAAAGGCAGAACAGGCAAGACUUGUCUAGCCAUGUCCUUGCUGAAUAUGCUGUUCAAAGUGGUGGUGGACAGCACGCUUGGCGUUGAGCUCAAGAAAGCUGUCUGCACCGUUGAGCAAGAUGGCGAUCACUACGCAUGGCAUAUCGAGAAGGAUGAAUUUCACUUCUUCUGUCUGCUGGCUCAGAAGCUGAUUGGUGACUACAUCAGAGAUCCCAACACGAAUUCCGACCUCAGUCCACAAAGAAACGAGGCCACCAAGUCUGCUGUUACAUCCACUGAAGAUGAUCCUGCUGGUAGUGCGACAGUGGAUACUCUACCGGCAGUUUCAAGUACAAGUUCUUCUGCUACCGAAGACUUGGAAAAACCAGUGACACCAGAGCAUGACAAAGACUCCGAUGGCAAGUCACCUGCAACCAUUGUGGUCGAAAAAUGCAGGUCGGACCAGAAAACAUCUUCAACGGACACAUCGCCUACUGAUGGGGCCCAUCGCAUGGAAACACACACAACGUCACUAAAAGAUGGAGAUAGCGGGACUGAGGAACGCAGUCGGAAUUCCUCUGAGAGCACAGUACAUGGACUACCCGCCGAUGCAGACAUCCACUACUACUCCAACCAGUUCCUGUCAUCCAUCAGCACUGGAUUUGAGGAGAAAUUUGCUGAACUGGUGAAGAAGUUUGCGUUCCUGGAAAUCUGGGAUUUCGCUGGACAAGAACUGUUCGCAGCAGUUCAGCAUGUUCUGUUCUCAGCUCUGCGCUGCGCCUAUUUGGUAGUGUUUGACGCAUCUGAACCUCUGCAGGACCCACACGUACCCACCAUGGGUCAGGACGGUAGGGAGAUUCACAUUCCAGGCACCGCUGGCGCUACCAACUUCGACAUCUUGGAGUCCUGGCUCAAUGUCAUUUCACAGGUCAUUGGUACGCAAAGCAAAGCUUCUGCUCCUCUCUUCAUCAUCGGAACAAAGAUCGACAAGAUUCCAGCUGAGCAACGAGGUGAAAAGCUCGAAGAAAUCAAACAUUACAUCAGGAGUAAUGCAAGAGGAAAGUUCUAUGAGAACUGCAUCGAUGCUAUUCUGUUCGUAGAUAACACUCUGUCUGGCAGCGGGGAGCAAGAUAAGAGUGUUGUGCAGCUGCGACGACGUAUCAUUGAGUCGCUCACUAAGCAGUUUGUAUAUCCAACACCACUCAUUUGGCUACCAGCGUCGUUUGUACUCAGGGAGCGUGCCAAGGCCGAGAAAGUCUCAUGGCUCUCUCUACACGAUGUGGAAAUUGUUGUUCGGAAAGCUUGUGAGAAGUCACCCCAGCCUGUGAACAUCAAGGAUAUGCUGGCAUUCUACCAUGAUCUCGGUCAUCUGAGGCACUAUGCCAGGAACACAAAGCUGGCAGAUACGGUGUUCACCGAUGUGCACUGGUUGACCAAUGUCACCAGUUUGCUCUUCUGCCCGCAGCCCAAGGAGGACCAGGAAAAGCUUUUCCGUGAGCAGUAUGAUUUGCUGGCAGAGCGUGGCAUUCUGACAGAGAGCCUUGCCAAACUGCUGUGGAAACAACAUGGUGAAGUUGAACAGACACAGCGCUACACAGAGAGCCAAGAGGACCGUGAUGUGUUGUUCAACGUGAUGCAGGAGUUCUCACUGCUGUACGACACCAAACAAAUAAUGGCCAUAGAGAGCACCGGUGAGCAAACACGCAAGUUCUUCGUACCCUCAAUGGUCACCCUCAUGUUGGAGAAGCCGAUUGAACUGCAGGAAGCGCAGAAGUCGCCACCAAUCUUCCUGUGCUGCGAAGAGCGCCAGUUCUUCCCAGGCACACUUUUCUGGUGCCUGUUGGUUCGUUGCUUGGCUCAUUAUUGCCCGUCAGAGGACCCGGUUCUGUACCACAAUGCUGCACAGAUCCUAUGCUAUGACAACUUCCAUGUUAUCUUCCAACACUUCCAGCGUGGAAUCCGUGUUACUGUUGAGCAACAAGGUGACGCAGCAGCCAUGGUUGGAUGCGAUGAUGAGGAUGAUGGCUACCCCAGAAGCAUACCAGAAAUGUGUGACGAGCUUCUUCCUUUCCUGGAGGAGGAACUCCAGGAUCUGAAGGCAAAUGGUUUGGAAAAUUUGAAGAUCCUAAAGGCGGUCAUCUGCCGCUGUUCGUUGAACAAGAAGUCAUGCAAGCGCCAUGACCAACCCAACUGCCACGAGCUGGAGUGCGUACACUUCAUCCCACUCAUCGACAAGAAAAAGCCGCGGUGUCCUAGGAGUCAGGUUGCCCAGGAUGAAUCGGCUCUAGCAGAUUUCUGGCCUAUACCAAUGACCAAGAAGUCGGCAAAUACCAGGACAGUAACUCAUACAACCAGCUUGCUUCUGGAUGAACCUACAAUGCCUGGUCCUAGUUGUAUUGCUGCACUUCCGCAACAAGCCCCUGAGGCCAGUGUGUGUACGGCAGAGGACUACAGGCGAGCACUGCGAAAGCACUAUGCAGUUGUUCAGAGCAGUCUGAAAGUGGACAUCAUUGGUUUCGCUAAAAGGCUUUACUCCGAAGACCACAUUACCAAAGAGUGUAUCAAGGAAGUACGAGCCAUGCUGAAGGCAGAUCGACAGGUGGAGGCUGCUGACCAUAUGUACGUUGCCCUAGAGGACCUCACCGAUGCAGGCCUAUGCUUCUUUGUCGAAGAUGUCCUGGAAUCGCAAGGCUUGUCGGAGCUAGUGAAGACAUUCAGGUCAUGUCCUGGCCCUCGCAAAUGUUCCCUGAACCCUGAAAGUCUCCACCAUGGAACUACUAGCGUCAAGUCCGCACCACGAGUGGUUCAACUUCGCCUCACGGCCACUGACGCCAGUACUGGCAUGCAUGGUGCAGAGGUUGCAGCAGUGCCAGCUGUUGUCUCUGACAAUGGUGAGGUUCGCAGCAGCAGCAGCAGCGACAAGUGUGAGGCUGUGCAGAUGACUCAUUUGCACCAGAUAAUUCUCCAACAGCGUCACCUAGAUCUGAAGAGCAGCCUGAAUGUGGAAGACCACAUCCUUGACUACAUGUAUGAGAAGGAAUUCAUAUCGAAAGACCUCAAGUGCAAGAUUGCAGAGAAAUCCAGUCAGAAAGAUCAGGCUGAUUGCUUCCUCACUGCCCUUCCUGGUUUGGGCUCAGCGGCAUUCGAUCACUUCAUUAUUGCUCUGGACGGAAGUGAGACGCUAGUUCACCGUGAUCUUGCGCAGAUGCUGAGAAAGAAAGUUGAAGAGAAGACUUCAGAAUAGGCCUUGAGUGGUUCUGCACUAGCGGUGGGUUUUGUUGGUGUUCAUACCAGCCUAUAGGCUAUAGCUAUCAUCACUGUAGCUAUGGGAGCAUCCCUACUUGCCGACAAGGACCACUCUGUUCUGCGGAGGAUUUCAGUACCGCAAACAAGUUAGAUUCGGUUGAGGCCUGUGCAUCCUCUUGUUUCUGCUCACAAUAUCCAGCUUGAGAAUGCUAGAUUUAGAUAAUGUUUUCUUGAAGCCUGUAAUAAGUAGAAUGCACUACUGUUCAGGAUCUGAUUGCUACGAUCGUACUACAGAUUGUGUCUACUGCAUGUAGCUACUCGACGCCAUUUUGCAAUAAAUUAUGCAAAGCCAGCACGCACUUCAUGUCGUGUUGUUAUUUGGAGUGAUGAGUAUUGAGUAAAGACAAGUAUACGUGCGAAUAUUCCUUUUUAAAUUUGCAUUUUGUAUCCAUUGAUUGAUUUUUACAAUUGAUUUUGGUUUUUUGGUUUUGGAUUGAUUUACUUUUAUUUCAUUUUCAUUUUCAUUUUUUUUAUUUUAAAACUUGCCAUAUUUUGCGUGUGCAUUUUUUGCCUUCUUGUUCUUUUUAUUCCAUGGCUGGUAGCCCUCAUUCAUUAUAUUGGUUGACACCAUGACUGUCAUCCAUGAAUUGAGAAUACUAAUACUAAUAAUAAUAAUAAUAAAUAUCAACUGUGUUACCACAGAGCUUUGGUAUGAGUUCACAUUAAUCGCUUUUCUCAGAGGCUCUGCUGUAAGCAUGCACUUCAUUAAACAUAGCCUCACAGUUGCUGUUUCCACACACAUGCACACACAACACAACCACGCUUCAUAGGCUGAGGCACAUGAUAAGCAUUCUUCAGAAUUUAAAUUUAUUUGAAGCCGUGCUGAAGAAUGCAGGGUAAUCCAAUCUUGCCUGGCUCUUUCCUAUUUCUUAUUUGAAUGUUCUGCGAUAGUCUUAUUCGGGAGAAUCCCAACUAAGUGUUACUUGCUCCUUCUUCGGCACACCAGA